ACAGUACGCUGAUAAGUUAACUCGAAAUCUUUGUGAACAUUACAAUUGGAUAAUAGAGAAAAGUUUGUGGAAUAAAGAAAUGGAGUUUUACUGAUAUAUAUUUUUUGCUGUUAAAAAAACAAGACAAGAAAAAUGGGAAUAGAAAAUAAGCAAUUUCAUUGCACUUGUAACGCGCUUAAACAUUUUCAGUUUCAAUUUUCAAUUUAUUGGCAAUCAGCAAUAUUUUUGAAUUUGGCCAUUUACAAACUCACAGAAAAGUUAUGACAAAGACUAUACACAUAAAUAAGAUUGAAAAUAAUGAAGUACAGUAUACGAUGACGAGACAAGUAAACUUUAACAAGGUGUUCGGUUUUAUAUGAAUAUAUAGUCAUGAACAGUUCAUGUGGACAACCAGUUACUGUUCGAUUUAUUGAUUUACAUCGCGACUGUGUUGAUUUUGCUGUGAAUAUAUUUGAAUAUGUGUUCCCGACCCUGGCGAUAGCAGUUACUACGAUAAAUAUUCUCAUUAUUAUAGUAUUUACAAAACCACAUAUGAGAUCUCAUACAACGUUUAUUUUAACACUCAUAGCGUGUGUUGAGAUCAUUAAUAUCUUAUGUCCAACAAGUAUGUUCUCAUUUUUAUAUUUGCGAGGGAAUUAUAAAGAAUAUCUAACAAGUGAACAAAUUCAAUGGUCUUACAUACUUGGAAAAAUAUGUGUGGAUAUGUUUAAUAUGAUAUCAUUGUGGCUGACAGUUUUGCUGGCAUUUGUACGAUGUAAGUGCAUAAAUUCACAAUUUAUUUCAAGAAAAGUACAUUCCACUAAGCAAAUUGUAAUUUAUGUGACACUUAUUCUAGUAAUUGUAAUAGUAGUCAAUGCUCCAGCGUUUUAUAUCUUUGAAUUCUAUUCAAUUGAAAAAGUGGACCCGAUAACAAAUUUGACGAGAGAGAUAGGAGUUCUGGUGGAAUCUCAAGGCAUUUAUUUCCGGUCAUGUUCUGGAAGGAAAAUUCACUUAUUUAUAGAAAUGAUAACUGACUCAAUCUUACCAUGUAUUAUACUAAUUUGCUGUAAUGCUAAAAUCAUCAUGGCAUUACGAAAAGCUAAAACAACUCGUACAAUUCUACGGCAUAAAGAAUCAUUCAAAAACCCAAGUGGUGAGAAACAAACAUGUAAGACUAUGAAAAGUACGUCCAGCGAAUUAAUAAAUUGCUCAGCCACUGGAUCGAAAGAAAACACCUUUUCUGACAAUACAAAAUAUAUGGCAAGCGUUUCAGUUGGCAAUGACAGUAAAGAUGUAAUACAAAAUGGUACGGGGAAGAACGGUUUAAUGGAACAUAAAGUACUUUUAAGAAAUGUUAAAUUGCAUAAUUUCUGUACUUUCCAAACAAGACAUUUACGUGCACGUAUGUAUAGUGAUUCAACCCUAGAUAAACUGGAUAAAGAGAGUGAACGGACGUCUCUACUGAUACUACUAGUUUCAACUAUUAUUUUACUACACGAGUUGCCUCUUGCUGUAUUAAAUAUUGUUACUUUAGCGCGUUCCAUAGACAAGCCUUUGCCAAUGUCACGUGGUUGUUUAUCAAUCAUCAUCUUAUUAUGGCAGUUUAUCACAUACCCGGCUAUUUUUCUGAUUUACGCAUGCAUGUGCAAAGCAUUCCGUAGAGAGCUUAUUAAAACAUUGACUUGUUGGUGUAAGAGGCAUAAUUCUAAACGGCAGAUCAGGCGGAAACCUGCAUCAUGUCCAGCCUCUAUUAAAACAAAACAAGUGGAAAAUGGCGGGACAAAUGUGAAAUGUCAUUUCAGGAGAAAUUCCUUGUGAUUUACGUCGUAUGAAUAGAAUUUACUUCUUCUGAAAGUGUAUAAGGCAUUUUAUCUAAUGGAUAGAGCAAAGGGAAGUUGGACCUUAGCCUUUUUCUACAGAAGUCGCUGUCGCUUUUAUGAAAGAAAGGAAACUUUGAAUUUUAACAAAGACAUUGCAUAUCAGUAUUUCUUUGAUUACAGAAUUGUACAUGAUAAAAACUUGUUGUGCUAUAUUAGCAUUACUACACAAAUUACUACAUACAUUUAAUUACACACGUUUUUGUGUGUGCAGAGCGUGAAUGGAGAUAUUUUUUCUAAUAAUGUCUUUAUAAUUAUGUCAAUUAUCAGAUGUAAACUAUUCUGAAAUAAAUGAAAAUAUCUUUGAUUAUUUUAGGAUGGUAUAUUUCUAAAGUCUUCUUUAGAAUUUUAUUGUGAAAAAAGAACUUUGUUCUGUCUUUUGAUAACAUGUGAAUCCGCUAUUUUGUCAUUUGAAAUGCCGAACAUUUUAUCGAAUUUAAGAGCCUUUACUGCAGCCUGCAAAGGUGUAAAUUAAUAUGUGGAUAACGAACCCCAAUAUAUUGGUAAAUACCGCAUGUUUCGGAUAUAUUAUGUAAACCCGAAACCACUCUCCCCGUCCUUAAUACUUAGA
Molecule: messenger RNA, 2427 nt
Organism: Ruditapes philippinarum (Manila clam)
Lineage: Eukaryota; Metazoa; Mollusca; Bivalvia; Venerida; Veneridae
Exons: 1
Coding region: 370-1797 (475 amino acids)
Cellular component (GO): membrane
Molecular function (GO): G protein-coupled peptide receptor activity
Source: RefSeq, a predicted model, not a curated record